AUGUCAUCCAACGUCUGUCUCCCUGCGCCGCCCAGUUUCUCACAGAGACGCCACACCACACAUACCACCACACAUACCACCACAUAUACCACCGCACACACAUACACCUAUACAGAAAUACCACACAACACAUACACAUCUCAACACCAAGAGUCAGUCAGCUGAAGCCAAACAGCUUCCGGCAGCAGACCACCACGCAGAGACGCCUCCGGCUUGACCUUGCCCGUCUCGGAAGGGGAUCAUCGUUGGAUGGUGUUCUGGCCGCCCUGCCUCCAAUCGACAUUUCGACUCUGAAAUCCCAUCGGCUGUUAGCUCUUCCCGUCCAUCUCCGUGUCCUUAUCACUUGCCAACUCGGCUCAGGUGCCUUGGCCCGCCUCGCCUCGCUUCGCCUCGUGUCGCCUUGACUCAACUCAGGAACACCGGCACGGUACGUACGGAUUCCACUGCCUGCUUCCGUUCGUCAACCACCGGCACGGCACCCAGGCUUUUCAUCCUGCGGCCUCGACCGUCCAGUCAACGCAACGAACGGGUCGCAAUCCUUCUCCCUCGGGACCAACACCCCUGGCAAAGACUCCAAAAAAGCCUGCAGUAACGGCAGCACCUUUACCCCCUUGCCAUUACCAUUACCAUUACCAUUACCACCAACAGACGCAGACGCAAGAACCAACCUGGCAGCGGCAGCGAAGGAGCCAAGAGGCAUCGGCCGUCAGCUCCUCAUCCCUAAUCCCAAUCCCAAUCCCAAUCCCAGUCUCGGUCUGCCCCAUGCCAAGCUCUCCCACUUGCCCCUCGACCCCCUUCUGGCUCCUGUCAAGCACUUGGGUGGAACGCUGUGUCUGUGGUGGAACAAUUACUCUUCCCCAACUCCCAUCAGUCUCUCCGUCUCCUCCACCAACGACAAGCCCCGGAUUGUCCAUUGCGAAUCGUCUACACCGGCUUUGCCGUUCAGAGCCCUCCACCGAGCCUGCUCACACUCGCCGCCCGCCAUCCCAGCAUCGUUGUCGUCGCCGUCGUCGUUCCUCCAAUUGUCCUCCUCUGGUCAGGGAUCGCCAACCUCUGGUCUAGCCCACGCUCUCUCUCUCUCUCUCUCUCUCUCUCUCAAGCCGCACCCAUACCAUCCAUACCUACUGUACUCUGUACCCUCCGUCCUCAUACCACCAGGAACUCGUCUCGACCAAGGAGAUCCUUGUCCGACUUCAUUGUCCCCCCUACGACGACGCUGUAUCGUCCCGAAAGCUACCGCGCCGCCGCCGCCGUCGCUGCCUCAUAGCUUCCCUGUACGCUGACGGCGAAAUACUUCCCUGCCCCAAGCGUCGCUACUGAUCAGCCUGCGGCCCUGUCCUUCCCGUGCCAUCGGCCGGUUCGUCUCAAACUUCCCUCAACAAACUCCCUCAUAUUGCGACAACGUCCGCACAGAACACCCUUCCCUUCCAAGACACCAGCACGGCUUACACGACGACGCCCACCUGACCCAACUACACGCCUCCUCGUGCUUCACUGCGCCGAGGAUCAAACUCACACUCUUCUCUCCACCUCCUUCUUGCGGCCCGGGGCGCCAUCACCAAAGCUUCAAUCGAGAUUCCCACCACCUGCGCUGCCGUUGCCGGUUGGCACAUCCAUCCCAGCUCCGAGCUUCCAAUCCUGUAUCGGAACAUCUGAAAGCACCCCGCGAAUUGGUGGAAGAAAAGUACCUGGCCCCAGCAAAUCCGGUCCAUCACCAUCAGCCACUUCUCAGCGUCGCUGUCUUUCUCGCAAUCCCACGGAGCGCUCCGUACGUUUUGUCUUAUCAGUCUCACCUAACGCAGCGCACAUCGCGCCCACGAUCUCGACGACACAUCAUAUGCACCAGCCUCACGACGACCCCCACUGACAUCCUCUUCCCGGCGUAUGUCUCCAAGAACCCCCAAGUCACCUGACACGUCUUGGCCCUGCUGUCCCUCUCCCUCUCCCUCCCUCUCCUCUGUCUCUGCGAUAGUACACCGUCUAUCCCCGCCGUGACCCCUCGAGAGACUCUUUCCAUUCGUCCCUCCGGACCCCCCGUAAUCCUUCUUGGACUGUCGGCUCGUCUGGAUAUGGGACUUUGGCCUCACACAAUCUGACACCGCGCCAACUACCGCCACCAUACUUCCCCACGAUUACUCCAGUCGUCCUGAGGGAGGAGAAGGGGAGGGUGCGGUUCAUCGUCUUUUCGUUGCGUCUUCUCCGCCCCAGUACACCGUCCCUGGCGUGGCCGCCCGCUUCUCGCAACUCGAAAUCGACGCCUCUUCGAGCACCGCCAUGGCAUCGGUACACCAGCUCGGCGUUGGUCCGACCCCCGCACGUCCGCGGAGCGUGAACGGUUCUGGGAACCAGGAUGUCGAGAUGGACCUCGACCGAAAUGCCAGCCCUGCCGUUACAACCGGCACGAGGUUUGGCAGUGCCCCCCAGAGGGGAGACACGAGGAUCGUUGUAAUCGUGUUUGGCCACGGCCAAGACAGCAUCGUGUCAGUCUUCGCCGACGUUCUGGGGAAACCGUACGCCAUCCGUUCAGCGUUCCAAGAUGUCGGCGCCGCCGACCAAGGGCUCGUUAUUGGGAUCCCGGCCGAGCACGCAAAGAGCAACAUCGACUCUCGCGACAAGGAGCUCGUUGUGGCCAUCAACGCCCACUGCGUCAACCUCGGAAUGCCGCCGGACGUCUUCCUUUCGGCCCAGUGCGACUACGAGUUCCUAUACACCGAGGCCCCUUUCUUCCGCCGGGACCUCUCGAGGUUCAUCUCCUUCACCCUGGGCCAGAUCGACCACCACGAGACGUUGAUGUCAAAGCCGCGGACCUACUUCAUCUCCACCACGUUCCCGGACGUCAGCGCUGCGUUACCAAACAUCGACAUCCUCACCGUCGGAGCCGACGCUGUGGAAAUUCGAGUUGAUCUUCUCAAGGAGCCUCUCGGAGACGGCACCUACUCUUCCAUUCCAAGUCUCAGCUACGUCGGGCAGCAACUGAUGCUCUUGCGCCAACGGACAGAGCUCCCCAUCAUCUUUACAACUAGAUGUACGAGGGAAAACGGCCGCUUCCCAAUGGAAAAUCCAGACCUCUAUUACGAGUAUCUGUACCGAGCCAUCCAGUGGGGCGUCGAGUAUAUCGAUGUGGAAUUGUGGCUCCCCGAAGCCAUCCGGAAGAGGCUCUACGAGCAGAAGGGGAGCAGUCGGAUCAUGUCUGCGUUCCAUGACUUCUCUGGCACCUUCAGAUGGCCGUCGUCCCAUGCCGAGCAGGUCUACGUGGAAUCGAGCAAGUACGCCGACAUCAUCAAGAUGAUCGCCAUCAUCAACGACCACAACGAGAACUUCGAGCUGGAAUACUUCCGCUCCAAGAUGCGGGCGGAUUAUCCGGCUUCGCCUCCAUUCUCCGGAGUCAACAUGGGGGAAACAGGCCAAUUCUCCCGCACUUUGAAUAGGGUCUUCACUCCCAUCACUCAUCCACUGCUGCCGAUAGUCGCAGCCCCGGGCCAGAUGAGUGCGUCGGAAAUCAACGCGGCGCUGGCCCUGCUUGGGCAGCUUCCGAAGAAGAGCAUAUACGGCAUCACAACGCCGGCUUUCCGCAGCUCGACGCCGCAAGCCCCUUUCUACGAGAAGUGCUUCAACGAGCUUGGCCUGCCACAUUACUUCGCAGUCGUGGAGCGCUUGCCCAACAACUUUUCAAGCAUGGAGGCUUGGUGCAACCAAAAGAACUUUGGCGGUGCCUACCUCAGCCCGCCCGUGUCGUGGAGCAGCCUGUUGAAGCACAGCUCGUUCUUCUCUUCUCUCAACGGCGGCAAGGGUCCGGAGCUGACCGAGGCUGCUCGGCUCAUCGGGACCGUGGACACCAUCAUUGUCAAAUCGGGAUCGUCCUCGUCGGCGUCGUCGGCCCCGGCGUCGAUACCGUCGAGCCCGCGCCACGGACACCAUGACUCUUUCGGCCACCUCGGCUCCAACUUUUCUGCCCUGUCGCCCAACACGUCCCUGAUCCUGGACAAUGCCAGCUGGCGCGGCAUCAUCAGCACGCUGACCCGGGACAUGGCGCCUUCGGCGUACUUUGGUCGGACAGCUGUCGUUCUGGCCUCUUCCGGCGAGGAUGCCGCGUCAGUCAUGUACGCUCUGAAGGCUCUCCGUAUCGGCAAGAUUUAUACCGUUGGCUUCCGAACACCGCCAGCUCUGGCCCGCGACGGGCCCGCCAUUGAACCGUUCAACAGCCUCGAAAGUCUCAAGCGGGCUCAGACGGUCGGCGAUGACGCGGCCCCCUUCCUGGUUGUCUCGGCCCUCGGGGCGGAAAAGAGCAACCUCGUCGGCAUGAUUGUCCGUGUGUUUGGCACAAACAUCAGGGGAGGGUCGAAUUUCAAAAAGGUCUUUCUCGAUCUCGCCGAGGCCUCGGGCGCAAGGAAAGGCGGCGACCCGGGCCUCAUCGCCCAGCAGGCCGGCUUCUCCGCCUACGGCGUUGCCGACACGGCUGCCUUCACCACUGUCGAAACUCUCAGGCUGCUAGUCGGCCAGAACGUGCCCUACAGCUUCGUCAGACUGGCAAGUGGUAGGAGUAUGUUCUGAGUUGUGUGUGCGUGUGUGUGCGUGCGCGCGCGCGCUUAUGUGUAGCAGGACACAGAUGGUAUAAGCUUCACCCAUCGUGCGCGCAAUUUCCAACGGAGCCGUUUCGUAUAUCUGCC
Molecule: messenger RNA, 4667 nt
Organism: Colletotrichum destructivum
Lineage: Eukaryota; Fungi; Ascomycota; Sordariomycetes; Glomerellales; Glomerellaceae
Product: Putative 3-dehydroquinate dehydratase type I, aldolase-type TIM barrel
Exons: 1
Coding region: 2275-4551 (758 amino acids)
Molecular function (GO): 3-dehydroquinate dehydratase activity
Source: RefSeq, a predicted model, not a curated record